Molecule: messenger RNA, 1780 nt
Organism: Pocillopora meandrina
Lineage: Eukaryota; Metazoa; Cnidaria; Anthozoa; Scleractinia; Pocilloporidae
Source: the annotation of a GenBank genome assembly
AUGACAAGUACAAAUGAUUCUGUGGGACGAGAAAACGCGAGGUUAUCAAGGAACAGAAAAAAAGUUUCUUUCGUGGUUACAGUUCUCACUCUUAUUUGUUUCGCUGGCAGCCUUAUUCUGUUCGUAUUCGCCAUUUUCGAUCUUUCCUAUAAAAACUCAACUGUUAGAUUUGCAAUCAUUGCCUCAGUACUCCUGGUUGUUGGAUUAGCAUUGAUAGUGUUGGUACGACCCAAGAGACUAUCAAAUGAUUCUCAGGCUACGAUCUCGACGAUUCCUGUGGAAGUUUUGGCGACUUCUCCGUCUCCUAUUCUUCCUGACAGCCAUAUUCCUCGCCGUCUUCUGUCUCUUAGGACCUCUUCGAUGGACUUGCCAGAUUAUUUUACUGCUGUCCAGAAUAUUGAUGGAAUAUAUUUAUCCGAGGAAGAUGCAGUUUGGAUAAAAAGGUUUCCAGAAACUCCACCACCAUGUUACGAUGAUGCUCUCAAACUGGCUUUUAUAACCGGUGAGGAAAGCUCGCCGAUGUCUUUAGUAGAAUUUAGAGGUGGAGGGGAAACAACACUCUGAUAAAUUUUCUUAGUAGAAAUUUAACCACAACGCAUAUAUCUAAUUAGCAUGUCAAAAGUUCCGAGCAAGACUACUUUUAUCAAGCUCAUGAAGCAGUUUGUCACUACGAAUCUCACAUGCUACUACUAGUAAUAGUUUAAACCACUGAAACGUUUUGAAGGUUUAAGAGAUCUGAAACUUGUUUUAAUAUUACCUCACGUUAAGUUGGGUCGUUUCUAGGGGAAACGUUUUAAACGAUUUUCCUCCGUUUCUAGGAGAAACGUUUAUAAUGAUUUUAACAGAUAUUCUGUUCAAGGCAAUAGGAAUACCAUUUGAAUAUAUUAUAAUGAAUUAUAUAACAGAUAUUACAACAAAUGUACAGUGACGAAUUUCGCCCGUGACGUAGUAGUUUUUAAUUUACGAUUUUUUGUGCCCAGAUCUCAUUAGUAAUUCUCCUUACUGUCUGCCAUACAGUUCUUGGGAUGUUAGUUUGGAGAAUUUAGGAUCAGAUCAACUUAUAAUCCCCUAAUCAAUAUUUUUCUUUAUUCUCAUCACUUGUCUGCUUGAUGUUGUAAUGAUAUUGUAAGGAGAAAUUCUGUCUUGGUCGCUCAUGGGAGUUUAAGUGUUAAGAUAAAUUUGGUUUGGGUUUUACGACGCUCCAUUGAAAUUUCUCUAAAUGUAUUCCGAUGUAAAAUGUAUAGAUAUUCUUGUGCUUGCAGCUAAAAAAAAAUAUUUAGCCGGAAGUGGACGAGCCAUUUUUUUUUGGGGGGGGGGGGGGGGCAAUUGGCACCACUCUACGUCUGUGGCUUCGAAACUUAGCUCGUAUUAGCACCAAACUAAUACUUAGGAUCGGAGUUGUGGGAGCAACUGCACGCCUACCCCUCCCAUAAACCAACAGUAACCAUAACUUAUUUCCAGUUGACGUUGUUGUAUUAAGGGAAGGUAGGUACACAGUUGUUUAGAUAUUGACAUUGAUCCUGUACAGGCCAAAACAUCGUCUGGGCCUUUUCUUGUUUCGCUUUUUUUUUUUUCGUUUUGGCUUCUUAUUCUGCAAUAAGUUCAAUUGAUCCUGUCGGGAUCAUUUCAAUGGGUUUUUUUUAAUUAUCGUAAGGUCCAAAUAAAAUUUAUUUCAUUUAAUUGAGACUUUGUUUGCUUUGAAAUCAAACAGGAAGUCAUCCGUGAAUCAAAGUGUGACGUCACGUCAAGAAAGAAAGACUUCGAGUUUAAACUUUAUUAA